Molecule: messenger RNA, 625 nt
Organism: Symbiodinium pilosum
Lineage: Eukaryota; Dinophyceae; Suessiales; Symbiodiniaceae
Source: the annotation of a GenBank genome assembly
GAGCGUGACAAGGAUCGACAAGAAGGAGGUUCUGCCUAUUCAGCAGAAGCCGGAUUACUUUGUGUGCCAACCUCCUGCAAAGGUUGCGAGGCGAAUCCGUGAAUCAGAGAGGGAGCUGGUUUUCGACCACGCAGACCUCUUCGUUCGGAAGAAAUGGCACGGCUCACUUACCGUGGAGGACUGGUGUGGCAAAGUCAUGGGAUUGCCUUCUGAGGACCAGAGUGACUAUGUCAAAUGCAUUGAAGCCAACUGCCGCGGCGAGAAUGAGCAGGCCUUUACUCUUGCAGCUGUGGAGGAGAACACCGGAGACAUUGCGGGCUACGUUCACGCAAACAGAAACGACAAGGAUUUGAGGCUGAACAUAGGCUACCUGAAGGUUGACAAGGAGCACCAAAGUAAAGGUGUGGGCAAAAUGCUACUAGAGGCUGCCGAAAAGGUUGCUGUUGCCCGCAGCUGGCCAUUCAAGACCACAUCCCUCGCAGUCCUGGAAGCCAACGUUAAGGGCCAGCACUGCUACAACAGCGCAGGCUUCGAAGUUCUGCUACAGUCCGAGGGCAGCUUCCCAGAUGAUGGCCCCAAAGAGAAAUGGUUGAGGAUGUCCCGCAAAAGGAAAUUUGAAGCGUAG